Molecule: messenger RNA, 2183 nt
Organism: Amphimedon queenslandica
Lineage: Eukaryota; Metazoa; Porifera; Demospongiae; Haplosclerida; Niphatidae
Product: protein transport protein SEC31-like
Exons: 3
Coding region: 102-1457 (451 amino acids)
Source: RefSeq, a predicted model, not a curated record
UCAUUAAAAGCCUAGUAUUGGUGUUUGUGUAUCCUCCCUCAACCCUCCCUUAUAGUUCUGACUAUAAAGACCUCUGGAAGAGAGGACCCAACUCCUCCGCCAUGCAGGCUGUCGUCUCUCGCUACCACCACACAAACAGAGUAGAGGAAGCGAGCCUAAGAUCACUGGGCGGCAGUAUAGGUGGCGGUAUACCCUACUCGAACCAGUCCCAGUUUCCUUCUUCUACCCUAUCCGAGAGUCUAGCCGCUUUUAGGGAGCACCACAAGGCCUGUGCCUCUCGUCGUAGACCCGCCUAUAUAUUCGAGGCUAGCCUGGAAGCCGAGAGAACAGAGAUACUUGCUAAGAGAUACACAGAGACACUCAAGCAAGAGCUACAAGGAACUACAAGUUGUCCUGGACUGGUCCCAAAUAAUCCAAACCCCCAGCCCUCUUCUCUGAACGCCUCCUCCUCUCAUCACAGAGCCAGAGAGAUAACAGAGAACUCUCUGCGGGGCCUACCGUCUUCGGCAGCCAUUGUUACAUCAUCGGUUCCUCCCCCUUUACUCUCAUUUAAAUCCACUCCAGCAGGAGCUGAAGGACUUACAAUAUCUACUGUAUCAACUCUGGCAACCACCUCUUUCCCACCCUCCUCAUCCAUACAACCAGCAGCAGACUGUAAAGCAGAAAUCAUGUCUCAAGGCACCAUUUGUCCCAAACUCUCUUCAUUCUCUCCUUCCUCCAACAAUAAGAAACCUUCCUCUCUGUUCACUGAGGCAACCACUGGUCACUCAUCAGGUCUUUCCUCACACGACGAAGGACCAGCUGUUUGUAACGUUGUUGUUAAAACGGAGCCUGGCCUCAUCAAUUCUGAUUGCUCUUUAAAGAAAGCCGCACCCACUACAUGUAGCAGCAGCAGUACUCCAAAGGACGGAGGUUCAAGGAUUGGACGUAUCAGACGUCACUCAAAAGAACUUUUAAAGAACCUCCAACAAGCCCCACCCACUUCCUGCUCAAACGAUGCCUCCGAAGACGGCGACCUUUCCCUCAAUCCGUACGACAUCAUGAACGGGAAAAUGUGUGCCACACCCCUUUUAAUCCCGAUAGAAGAGACGGAGGACGAGACCCCAAGGACGACGCCCACUCUAAAGUCUCCACCCGUUACUUCAAAACGAACAACUAGGACUCCGCCCAGUAGGGGGCAUGUUACUUUCGGGAGUGAUACAAUACUUAAAAAGGAAUUGGACGAGUUUUCAAAAGUUAUGAAUUUUGUGGAAAAGCAGGAAAAGGCGAAAGAGCUGAGGGUAACAUCCCCUUUUCUUCCCUCCCCUGUUCCCUCAUCCCUCCCUCUAACUUCCCCUUACUCUAUGGGAGUCCCUCAACAGAACUCCAAUCAUCAUCUUGUCUCGCCACCUCCUCCUUACUCUGUCGCUUCUAACUUCCCCCCAGGACCAGGCUAUUUAAGAAGCCCAUUGUCCUAGUCAUUACAAUAGCUACGUCACUUCUCCCGACACGCCCUAUUCUCUAGAGCCACGCCCACUCCAACACUUGCCCUCAUCUACUCUCUCUCAGAUCGGGAACCUCCUUUCUUCCCCGGUCUCUUCCACCGCUCCUUCACAGCCGCUCCCUAAUCACAUGUCGACGUUUGACUUUCCCUCUCAUCAGCCUGCCCCACCCCCUCCCGGAUAUCAUCACCACGGCAACGGGAUGUUCCCCAAUCAGAUGUACCCCGUCCCCCAUCACCCUCCUCCUCCUCCUCAUCAGUCAAAUAAUGUUGUGUGGAACGGAUACUCACCUGUUGCAGGACAGAAAAGGGCGUUGCCUCAUGUUGGAGGAGAUUACGUCACGCCUUCACCUAAAAUGUCUCAUUGUCCUUCGUCAAUGAUGAACUAUCCUUUGGUACCCAAUCAGCUCCAGAACCCCUGCCCACAAUUUCCCCCUGGGGAGACACCCUCCUUUUCGCACCUUUCUUAAAUAUGCAUGGCCCCCUUCCCUGUUUUUAGGUGAUUGACAUUUUAAACUAUUAUUGUUUAUUAUUAUUAUUAUUGUUAUUGUUAUUAUUAUUAUUAUUAUUAUUAUUAUUAAGGCUUUAUUAAUUAAUUCAGUAUAUGAUAGUUUGUUAUUUUCUGUUGUUUAAUUUUUUCACUUGAUUAAUGAUUCACUCUGCACUGUGUAGCACAGUCUAAAGACUUGUUUAUACAACUUCA